AUGGAAGGCUGGGUAUAAAUAAAGAGAGGAUGUUCAUGGAAAUAAAGAUAUGGAUUCAUCUCGAAAUAAGGAAGUUUUAGAUAUUUUGAUGAUCAGACUAUGACUAAAUUAAAGAGAGAUUUUAGGUUAAAAGAUGUAUAAAUUAUACAAGAUAGAAUGAACAAAAUUAUUAAAUUAUAGGGUAGUAAUGAAUCGCUAUAAAUAAAAACAGACUUAUAUGAACUAUGGCAUUAAAAAUUAAUUUAGGCAAAAGUUUAAUCUAUGGAUAUCUCUUAUAUUCCAUAGUUUUAAGGCUAAGAGUUUAUCAGAAUGAAUGAGUAAAUUCCAAAUGUUUAAUUGUUAGAAUAAUAAAACAUUGAUCCAAAUGAUGCAGUUAGUCCUCUAUAGCUUAGAAAUACAAAUAAUACAAAUUAGUAUACGAAUAUGCAAUUAUAAAGAGAUUAAUAUUAAGCUUACAAAUAAUAGAAUUAAAUUAGAACUAAUUAGCUUUAAAAUUAAAACCAAGUUUUUUAAGAAGCAAAAACGCAAAAUGGAUUAUAAUAAUUAGCUUAAUAUCCAAAUUAAUAGAUAACUCGCUAAAGAAAUAUUCCUUAAUCUAUGAAUCCAAGCAAUUAAAUCUAGCCGCAAAACAACUUAAAUGCCGAAAAUAGAACUAAUUUGAUUUAAAAUUAAAACCAAGUUUUUUAAGAAGAAAAUAAGCAAAACGGAUUAUAAUAAUAAGUUUAAAAUCCAAAUUUAUAGAUGAUUCGCUAAAGAAAUAUUCCUUAAUCUAUGAAUCCAAGCAAUUAAAUCUAGCCAUAAAACAACUUAAAUGCCUAAAAUAGAACUAAUUAGCUUUAAAAUUAAAAAUAAGUUUUUUAAGAAGAAAAUAGGCAAAAUGGAUUAUAAUACUUAAGAAAUAUUCCUUAAUCUAUGAAUCCAAGCAAUUAAAUCUAGCCAUAAAACAACUUAAAUGCCUAAAAUAGAACUAAUUUGCUUUAAAAUUAAAACAAAUUUUUUUAAGAAGAAAAUAGGCAAAAUGGAUUAUAAUAAUAAGUUUAAAAUCCAAAUUUAUAGAUAAUUCGCUAAAGAAAUAUUCCUUAAUCUAUGAAUCCAAGCAAUUAAAUCUAGUCGCAAAACAACUUAAAUGCCUAAAAUAGAACUAAUUUGAUUUAAAAUUAAAACCAAGUUUUUUAAGAAGAAAAUAGGCAAAACGGAUUAUAAUAAUAAGUUUAAAAUCCAAAUUUAUAGAUGAUUCGCUAAAGAAAUAUUCCUUAAUCUAUGAAUCCAAGCAAUUAAAUCUAGCCUUAAAACAACUUAAAUUCCUAAAAUAGAACUAAUUAGCUUUAAAAUUAAAAAUAAGUUUUUUAAGAAGAAAAUAGGCAAAAUGGAUUAUAACACUAAAGAAAUAUUCCUUAAUCUAUGAAUCCAAGCAAUUAAAUCUAGCCAUAAAACAACUUAAAUGCCUAAAAUAGAACUAAUUUGCUUUAAAAUUAAAACAAAUUUUUUUAAGAAGAAAAUAGGCAAAACGGAUUAUAAUAAUAAGUUUAAAAUCCAAAUUUAUAGAUAAUUCGCUAAAGAAAUAUUCCUUAAUCUAUGAAUCCAAGCAAUUAAAUCUAGCCGUAAAACAACUUAAAUGCCUAAAAUAAUUAAAACAAGAGAGAUGUUGAAUAUAAAUUUGAAAAAGAUUAGCAAUAACAAAAAUAAGACUAAGGCGUCUUUAGCAAUAUAAAAGACUUUAUAAUAGGUAAAAAGGAAGAUUAUUAUGAUGAGAAAUUCGUAAGUAAGCUUAAAAGCCAUAUCAAUUUAAAAAUGCAAGCUAAGCAAAAAAUUGAGGAAAUAAUUUUGCCUAUUACGACUUAGACAAGUCUAUUCAAUUAGGAGCAUAAUAAUAGCACUAUUUAAUAUAAUUUGAAUCAAUAUAUACAGCUUUAGAAUAUUUUUGAUUAGUAAAGAAAUACUUUCCCAAUAAAAAUGUCUCUUUUAAUAUUUCUAAUGUUCAUCAUUGUGUUUAAUCUUAUUUAAUGGUAGAAAAAAUAACUCAUUUACACUUUUUGUUGCAUAAUAAUAUCUUAAUUAUGUGUCUUAUUUAAACAUUUGAAGUCUAAAUAAGUUGCUAUCAAAUGCAACGUCUAAGCAUUCACUGCGGUUCCCCUCAAUAUCAGUGAAAUGUAUACAAUCAAUCAGCUUUUAGAAAAACUUUGUUAAAUCAACAAGAAUAUAAUCAUCUUUGAGCAAGAGAAAAAUAAAGAGUUAUUUAUUUUAGACAAAAAUAUAGAAUUUGAAUCUGUUUAUUAAAUACAAAUUAAAAACUCUAAAAUUUUUUCAAUUAAAAUAUUCACAAAAAACUAUGAGUAUCUUGACUCAAUCAUAGAAAACUUUACUUCGAAUUUUACCUCUAAAACUGGCAUCUGGAAAGUAAGUUAGCAAAGACCUCCUCCUAACUACAAUCCUGUUUUAUAUGUAAUAACGUAAAAAAUAUGGAUGUACAUUUCAAAUUAUUUAGUUUAUAUAAAAAAUGUAAGAGGACCAGUAGUAAGAUGGAAUAUUUAUGUGAUUUUUAACAUUAUAAAAGAUAAUUGGUAAUUUUCAUAUGAGAUAUUUUGCUUAAUUUGGUUACUGCUUAGGUUAAAAAAUCAGUAAGAACAAUUUAAUUGGAGCUAUUAUUCUAAUUGGUUCUUACUUAUUAAUUAUGGAAUAGCUUUUACCAAAAUAACCUUUUAUCUUGAAGAAAUAUUUUUAAGCUUAAGGACUGAUAUAAAGAAAUAGAUUACAAUUAAUGAAAAAGCAUAUAAAAAUUACUAUAAAAAAGAUAUUUAUAAGAUAGCUUUUAAAUAAGAAGAGAUUUAAACAUUAGAUAAAAUAAAUGAUUUUGAAGUUUUAUUUGUGUGUGUAUCGCUUUUUGCAAGUUUUGUCUUUAGCGACUCCUAUAAUGUGAUACAAAUAAUUUUAUUACCUGCUUUAAAACCUAUUUUCUUAAAAAGAUAUACCUCAUUUCAUUAAGCAAAAGGUAUAGUGUCAUUUAUUAUAACUAUCCAACUUUAUGUGAUUUUUGCCUUUGUAAUUCUCUCAAUUAUUCUAGAUAUUUUAAUAGUAGGAAAUUUUUUAGCGCACUUACAUUAGAGUUUAUAAGGCACAAGUAACAGAUUUGGAAUUAGUUUAUAAAGAUUAUUAACAAAUUUCUUUGAAUUCAUCAAUUUAGACAUAAAACAAAAUUAAUAACAAUUAUAAUGUUCAAUCUGUUUUGAAAAUUACUAUCCAACAAAAGACAAAGCAUUUUAUUGUAAAGAUUGCACUAUUAUCAUACAGUUUUUUUAACAAAAAUGGUGA
This is a messenger RNA of Tetrahymena thermophila SB210, 3309 nucleotides long. Its product is annotated as transmembrane protein, putative. The transcript has 3 exons. NCBI's taxonomy places the organism in Eukaryota, Ciliophora, Oligohymenophorea, Hymenostomatida, Tetrahymenidae. The record is from RefSeq and is a predicted model, not a curated record.